AUUAUUAUUUUUUUUUUAUAUUUUCGACCGGCGUAUAAAACAUGUACUCCUCUACAUUUACGUACAUACGACAUUGUCAAAGCAUCAAUAAUUUUCUUUUGAUUCUUAAUUCAUUCUAUAUAUACUAUAAAUUUUUAGGUUGCUACUCAUACAAUUCUUUGAUUUUCUUUUCUUAGAUUAGUGUUAGAUUACAUAUACAUGGUUGAAUCAACGUGCAAAGACGAAGAUAUCAUGACUAUAGAAAACAUAGAGAAUCCUCUUCGUUUAGUAUCCUUAAAUCACAUUUCAAUUAGGUGUCGUUCUGUUGAAAAAUCUCUUGAUUUUUACCGAAAUGUCCUUGGGUUUAUCUCGAUUAGACGGCCAGGGUCUUUAGAUUUUCCCGGUGCUUGGUUGUUUAACUACGGUAUUGGCAUACAUUUGCUAGAGAGUAAUUAUGAUGAAUCAAAUGGCAAACCAGAUGCUAAAGUGAUUAAUCCAAAGGACAAUCAUAUCUCCUUCAUAUGCGAAAACAUAGCUACGGUAGAAAAGAAGCUAAACGAGAUGCAAAUAGAACAUGUUAAAAACAGGGUGAUUGAAGGUGGAAUUAACGUUGAUCAACUCUUCUUCCAUGACCCAGAUGGUUUUGUGAUUGAGAUUUGCGACUGUGAUAAUCUCCCGGUGGUCCCACUAAAACGCGACUUGCCCAAUCGAUAUUGUCCACGUUUCAGCAAUUUCUAAAUAAUUGGCAAUAAUUCAUCAAUGGUUAUUGUAGAAAUUAAAGAACAAGUUUACAACAAGUGCACUACAUUGUGGAUACCAAGUUACCAACUAGCUUAGCUAGGUUGUUAAAUGUCUUGAGGGGGAUGGUACCUAAGGUCGGCCGAUCUGGAAUCAGAUCUCAUCUGCAUCAUCUACCCUUUAUGACUCUCUUGAAAAAAAAGAAAAAAAAAACAUGUACUAUGUCAAUUAUUUAUCUUUACUUUACUUAUCUAAUUUUAAUUUGUCAUUAGAUUUCUCCAUUCCACACGUCUUGUCUUCAUUUCAUUUUGGCAUGCUUUAAACUAUACCAAUUACAAUAGUAAGAUAUAAUGUCCAUCAUUUAUGUUUUGUAAUUUUAUUUUAUUUUUGAAAACAUUUAUGUUUUGUAAUUUUUUUUUUUUUUUUUGAAAACAUUUAUGUUUUGUAAUUCAGUUGUACAAACUACAAAGUGAUCACAUAAAUUUGCUAGAAAAAUAGAAGAUGAAACUACAUAUAUUGAUGUAUGAGUGAUAUGAGUAUAUUAUGUUUUUUUGUGAACUUAAAUUUAGUCGGCAGGCCCUCUUUGAAUUGGAAUGGGCCCACGAGAUAAUAGAAUAGCCCAUAUUUUUUUCUUCCUUUACUUUGAUGACGGAUUGCCUUUUUACAUCCAACGCUUAAUUUCUAGGGCUUGAUCAAGCUAGAAUAACUACUUAACCAAUUAGUUCAAGCAUCCAAUGCUCUAUAUGUGGUUGUCUCUAGUGUUCAAUUCUACAAUGUUCUUUAUAACUUGAUCAUCAAUUCUCACCAUGAGCGGUCGCUUGGGAGAUGAAGGUUAGGAAUGGCCAGGCUCGAUCUUUGUUGGUCGAUUAGCAGAUUCCUAACAAACAAAGGGUCAUAAUUCACCUCUAACAAAAACAAAAGCAAUCAACUUGACUGAUAUGAU
Chenopodium quinoa (quinoa) is the source of this 1660-nucleotide messenger RNA. RefSeq lists its product as uncharacterized. The transcript is spliced from 3 exons. The record is from RefSeq and is a predicted model, not a curated record. NCBI's taxonomy places the organism in Eukaryota, Viridiplantae, Streptophyta, Magnoliopsida, Caryophyllales, Amaranthaceae. The coding region runs from base 199 to 717 and encodes 172 amino acids.